UGUCAAAUUGACUUUUGUGAUGGUACGACGACAGCUCAUCGCUUUUAUUUUUGAUUCGAUUGAUGGUUUACAUUAAAGUGCAUUUUGAUACCAAUUCGCCUUAAAAUCACAGAAAAAGUUAUAGCACAAUGUGGGAUCCAACUCAUGUUCAAGUGACUAUACAAAGGGCUCGAGGACUUCUAAUAAAAGGUAAAAACGGUACCAAUAACUGCUUUGUGACCAUCGCCCUGGGUAAAGAAAAAUUCCAAACUUCCGUCAAACACAAAGCAACUGAGAACGUCGAAUGGUUGGAAGAAUGUGAGCUACGCAUACCUACGCAAGGAAACACUGCAGAGAUUGUAUUGAAAGUGUAUGAUGAGGAUUUUGUAAAGGACCAUUUACUAGGUCAAGUAUCGAUUCCGUUAAAAGACCUCGAUGUUUACGAGCGCCCCAGAAACCGUUGGUAUGUCCUGCAAGGAAAAUCAGGUAAAGAAAACGACAAGAAAAGAGGAGAACUUGAAGUCAAAAUCGGUUUUACAGUCAAGGAAGGCAGUCUCACUGACCUCAGUAAGAAAGAUAAACAUCGAUCAUCUUUGUCGAGUAUCGCUCAAAAUGUCGGUGGCAGCCUCAUGAGCAUUGGAAGCAUUGAGAAACGUAAAGGUCUGAAAAAAUUCGCCAAAAAUCUUGGCUCUAAAAUGAACCUUAGCAAAAAGGACAAGAAGAGUGACUCAUCAUCUCUCAGUGGCAGCAUAGGCAAUCUAAAAAGUUCAGCACUUUCCACCCCUGAACAUUCCACCCCUAAGAGGCUAUCUGGUGAUGCAGACCCUGGAGUAAUCAGUGAAGAUGAAGAUGAGUUUGCUUUUGAUGAUUUGUCCCAUAAAAGUUCAGGUAGUUCCUUGAAUGUAAACACUUUACCUCGUGGACAUAAAUACACUCCAUCUCCUAUGAAUGCUUCUCUAGAAAACCUUGGGGGUGGUGAAAUUUUGAGAAGAUCCACAAGCAGCAACUUGGCUAAUUUAGACAAGGCCGCUCCACAUAAACCUGUGCGCCUGAGCCUCAACUUGUUCACUCCACCACAAUUACCCUCUCAAGUGGUCAACAAGGAUGACGAGUGGUCCCAAAAAUUAUACUCAAAACCAAAGUCAAACAGUCAAACAACUAUUGACAGAGAAAAGUCUUCAAGCCUUGAGAGAAACAACAAACUCGACAGUCCUAGCUCAUUCAAAGAAAAACCCAGCCCAAAAUUUUUCAAGAAGUUUGGAAAUAACAAUAAACAGAAGAAACUAUUAGAAGAACGCAUAAUUGUUGGUGAAGAAAACAUUGUUGAAGAAGAUUCUGUAAACCCUGCCUACAGUAACAUCCCUAAAAGUGUGGUUGAACAGUUUGAUGGGAAAUCCAGAGAAGAUCUGAUUGUUAUGAUUUACAAUUUGCAAAAAGAUGCUGAAUCAGAGAAAAAGAAAAACAAAGACUUGGAAAACUAUUUGGAUGAGUUGUUACUCAGAGUAAUGGAAACUACUCCAAGAAUUCUACAAAAUCCUUAUUAGACCCAUGGUAAUCUGACAAAUGCUUUGCAAGUCGGUGACGGAUUAUCAAGUUUUCCGGAUUAUCGAGUGCUACCCCUUAAAGUCAGCAACUUAUGGGAAUGAAGUACCUUUUUAAUCCGACAAAAAUUACUAAAAUGGUGAGAUUGAAUCAUUAUGUCAAUACCUAUUCCAUCCAUAAUCACCACACUGAAAUGACACAUCAUUUAUUUUAGAAUCAUUCUAUUAACAUUAUGACUGGCAGUUAAGGAAACUGAAUACACUAACAAAAUAUAUUUUUACUUAGUAGCUACUAAAUUUAUAUAUGGGAUGUCGGAUUACAAGGGUGCCAAACUAGCCGGGGGCUGGAUUACUGCGGGUCUAGUUAAGAAUAUUAUUUAAUCUUGUCACAUCUGAACUUAGUGCCUUAAUAAUGUAGUCUGUGAUAAAAUUGAAGUGUGUAAAAAGACAAAUAUAAUUGAUUG
Ostrinia furnacalis (Asian corn borer) is the source of this 1984-nucleotide messenger RNA. It is a transcript of the gene Rip11, whose product is annotated as Rab11 interacting protein. Gene Ontology annotation, biological process: regulated exocytosis. NCBI's taxonomy places the organism in Eukaryota, Metazoa, Arthropoda, Insecta, Lepidoptera, Crambidae. Gene Ontology annotation, molecular function: small GTPase binding. The record is from RefSeq and is a predicted model, not a curated record. Bases 129 to 1523 code for a protein of 464 amino acids. The transcript is spliced from 2 exons. Gene Ontology annotation, cellular component: intracellular membrane-bounded organelle.